Paramecium tetraurelia is the source of this 1551-nucleotide messenger RNA. RefSeq lists its product as uncharacterized. Gene Ontology annotation, molecular function: cysteine-type endopeptidase activity; cysteine-type deubiquitinase activity. Lineage: Eukaryota; Ciliophora; Oligohymenophorea; Peniculida; Parameciidae. Gene Ontology annotation, cellular component: nucleus; cytosol. The record is from RefSeq and is a predicted model, not a curated record. The transcript is spliced from 2 exons. Gene Ontology annotation, biological process: regulation of protein stability; protein deubiquitination.
AUGGCUGAAAUGUAGAACAAAGAUGAAAGUGGGGACAUGCAUGAAUCAGAUUAGUAUUAGAAUGAUAGAAACAAAUCUGGAAUUACUUAAACAAGAUCUAUGAUACUAUUGGAUGAGAACAAGGCCAAAUUGAUAGAAUAACAGCCAUUGCAAUCAUAACCUUAGAAUUAGACAAUAAUCAAUAGAUUAUUUUUUGGAAAAACCAAAGAGUAUAUCACACAUCCCAAUCAGAGAAAUCAGAGUGAAGAACAGGAGUAAAUAUUCUUGUAGAUUAUAUUGAAUGUGAAGAACAAGAGUUUAUAUUAAGCUUGGGAAGCAAACAAUUCCUUUUCAAUAGAAGGAUAUCGUAAUGGAAGUGAAGUGAUUGAGUUGGCUGAGAAAGCUAUUUGGAUUACUUAGAUUCCUGAUUCCUUGUUAUUCCAAAUAUAAAGAGUGGGGUAUGACCCAGAGAGAGGAUUGAUCAAAUUGAAUGAUGAAUUUCGAUUUGAGAAGGAGAUCUAUGCAGAUAGAUUCCUCUUGGAGAACAGAUAGAAGGUUAUCGAAACACAAUAGCAAUUAAUUGAACUCAAAAUUAAAUAAGCUGAAUUAUUGUUUCAGAUGGAUAAAUACCAAAAUUAUAAUGGCAUUUCAAUGUUAACUGUCUUGAGCACAGCUACUAAGUAUGUGAAAGAGGCGAAACCAGAUGAUGAAAUUAUGCAAUAGAGGAUUGAGUAAUGUAGAUUAAGUAUUCAACUGAUUUUAUAGAAACAUCAGUUUGAAUUGGAUGAAAUUAAUUAGAAGAUUGAAGACUUGUAUGCUAUAAUGAAAAAAUACAAGUAUUUUCUGUAAAGCAUUUUAAUUCAUGAAGGGGCAGCAGAGUCUGGUCAUUAUUAUACUUAUAUUUACAAUCCAUCGUUGAAACAUUGGUUUAAAUUCAAUGAUAUCAAUGUCACUUAGGUGAGUGAGGAGAAAGUGUUGCGUGAUGCUUAUGGAGAUGGCAAAUCAAAAACUAAUGCAUACUGUUUAAUCUAUUAACGUGCUGAUCAUUUUGAACCUCAAUCUUAUUCAGAUUACACGAACAAUUCUGUUUAUGCUCAGUACAUUCAAUAGAAUCUCUAUGAAGAAGUCAAAAAUGAUAACAAAAAGUUUUCAAUCGAACAAUAAGAACAUGAACUUGUAGAGUUGGGAGAUUUGGUAGUUGAGAUUUAUAAUGUAUAAUUCCAAUAAGUAAAUGAAAUGGCUAGGAAAUUCAAAUAUAGAAAUGGUAAUCCACUCAACAAUUUUCCAACCUAUUUGCGCACUCUGUUAGAUCAGAUGAAUGAUCUAGUGAAGUGGAGCAUCUUGGAUUAUGCCAUCAGAGAAGCAUCUCAAGGCAAAAGAAAUUUGAGAGAUUACCAAGAAUAAAUGAUCUUUCAAUAAAGAAUCAAAUACAAUUUUGAAUAAUUGAGUCAAUUCAAAGUGCCAUCAAAGUAUGAAGUUGACAAGCAGACCAUUAAACAUCUUCAGUAUUACUAUCUGUAAUAUAUAUCAUCACUCAGAAUCACUGCAAUACAAUAGUUUCAGCAUAUUUGA